This is a messenger RNA of Anguilla anguilla (European eel), 3840 nucleotides long. Its product is annotated as transmembrane channel-like protein 6. Gene Ontology annotation, cellular component: plasma membrane. Gene Ontology annotation, molecular function: mechanosensitive monoatomic ion channel activity. The transcript is spliced from 21 exons. The record is from RefSeq and is a predicted model, not a curated record. Bases 241 to 2697 code for a protein of 818 amino acids. Lineage: Eukaryota; Metazoa; Chordata; Actinopteri; Anguilliformes; Anguillidae.
UCCGUGAGACGAUGGUUCGUGCGUAUUCCGGCUAGCACAUGACUGUCUUUACAAACAUCCCCGUUGAUUAAGACUACACGAAUUGAUAGCAGGUUGCGGAGCCGUUCUCGGUUACGAUUCAUAUGGAACAGGAGCCACGACGGGGCGGAGACCUGGGUUGGGUGGGAAGAGUCCUUGCUGCUGACCCUUCUGCUGACGCCUUUGAUUGACAGGUGAAGACGAACAGACUGGCCAAGAAGGAUGGCUAGCGACUUUGGCUUCAGUCAGGACCCACACCACAUGGAGGCGGGGCUGGAGAGCCCUGUAGACGAGCGCGUGGUCCUCCACUCCUUUAGCCCGCUGAUCAAGGAGGCCAGCCCGAGCUCGGAGGAGCGCAGAGAGGCCGUGGAGAUGCAGGACCUGACGGAGGAGCAGGAUGGCGAUGACCAGGCCUUCCUGUCGAGCUCGGCCUUGGUGGGGCGAGGGCGUGGUCGUCUAGGAGCCAAGCAGGUGAACCCCUUGGUCAGGGCACGAUGGUCCGCAGCCACACAGCGGGUUCUGUGCUCCAUGCCCAGCCGAACUAUUGGACGGUCUCAGAACGCCGUCAUCUCCCAGUGCUACAAUCGCUCCGUGCGCCGUCUCCGCCGCCAGAGCCAGCCCUCCAUCCGGGACUUCUCCCGCUCCGCCCGGCCCAGUAUCCGUGGAUACCGCAUGGAGGUGACCUCAGAGGAUGAAGAGAACACGAGAGAGCAGCUGGUGAAGAACCUGCAGGCCCUCUCCGCGGGCGACCGCAUACGCAUGCUCAGGGCCAUGCCCAUCAACAUGACAGAGAAGAGUGAACUCAGAAAGCUGGCAUGCAGUUUCAAGGAAAAACGUCCACGCUCCAGCACAGGCAUCUCCUUCUUCAGCCGUGUGAAAUAUUACGUGAUUAUUACAUUGCAGCAUGGCUGGUGCAGCUGGCUGUCCUUCCUGCAGUCCCUGCAGCUGUGGCAGGUGGCGGUAAAGACGAUUGGGGGGCGCUUCGGUACAGGCGUGCUGUCGUACUUCCUCUUCCUCAAGACCCUCCUGCUCUUCAACGUCUUCCACUUCUUUGUCAACGGGUUAUUCCUGGUCAUCCCCCAGGCUGUGAACCCUCCACACCCCGGUGCCGCUGACAUCAGCUUUACGGGCCUGGAGCUGCUCACGGGCGGAGGCUACUUCACGGACACCGUGAUGUUUUAUGGCUACUACACAAACUCCUCGCUGAACGAAACCUGCCAACCGUCGCUGAAGCUCACCUGCGCCGGGGCUCCUGACCCAGCAGGCUGUAGGGGGGGUGACGGCGCCACGCAGAUGUCCUACAACAUACCAGCGGCCUACUUUUUCACCACCGGGGCAGCCUUCUUUGUCACCUGCAUCAUCCUCGUCUACAGUAUGUCCAAGUCUUUUGGGCAGAGUUUCCACAUAAAGAAGUCCCGAAGCAACCUGACUACGAAGGUCUUCUUCUCCUGGGACUUCAAGGUCAUCAAGAAGUCCUCUGUGAAGCUGCAGGCAGAGAAUCUCUGUACGCAGCUGAAGGAGCUGCUCUCAGAGGUGAACUGCAGGCAGGUGGAGAAGAGCCAGGUACAGAGACUUUCUUGGCUGGCAGUGCACGCAUUGGCCUGGACCAUGUGCUUGGCCAGCACCCUGGCGUGUGCCUGCUUGGUCUUCUUCUUCCUGGAUGAGCACCAUCCACUGUCCCCUAAUGACGAGGCCAGUCUGCUGGCCUUGCCUGCAUUGGUGUCCAGUAUCAACCUUCUGCAGCCUGGCUUCUUCAACGCUGUGGCCUGGAUGGAGGAGUACGACUCCCCCAGCGUGCGCGCCUACGUCGCCAUCUUCAGGAACUUACUGCUAAAAGUGAGUGUUCUGGGAGUGCUCUGUUACCAUUGGCUGGGAAAGAUCGCGGCUAACAGUAAGCUGACAUGCUGGGAGAGCUACGUGGGGCAGGAGCUGUAUCGUUUCCUGCUAAUGGACUUCAUAUUCACCAUACUGGACACUCUGUUUGGGGAAUUCCUCUGGAAGUUAUUUUCGCAGAGAGUGCUAAGGAGGCAGAGGAAGCCGGUUUUUGACAUUGCACGCAAUGUGCUGGAGCUUGUCUACGGACAGACACUGGCCUGGCUGGGUGUGCUCUUCUGUCCGCUGCUCCCUGCUGUGCAGAUCAUCAAGUUGCUGCUGUUGUUCUACAUGAAAAAGACCAGCUUGAUGAUGAACUGCCAAGCCCCUCGGAGGCCAUGGAGGGCGAGUCAGAUGACCACGUUCUUCAUCUCCCUGCUGUGCUUUCCUUCUUUCCUGGGGGCCGCCGUGUGCGUCACCUACACCAUAUGGAUGUUAGAGCCAUCGGCAGAGUGCGGGCCCUUCAGGAAGCUUUCCACCAUGGCCAUGUCUGGGAAGAGCUGGGUUGCGGAGCUGGUGAACGCCCACCCCAAACUGGCCUGGCUCUGUUGGGUGCACAGUCACCUGGUGGAGAACCCCAUUUUCCUGUUUGUCGUCGCCGGGAUAUUCCUAAUCGUCACUUACUUCCACACCCAGGUCGUGGACGGACAGAGGAAAAUCAUCGUUCUUCUGCAGGAGCAGAUUGAGAAUGAGGGGCAGGACAAGAAGUUUCUCAUCAGUAAAUUGCAGAUGGCCCAUGAGGAGAAACGCUCUACCUCCUCUCCAAGACAGGAGCUGAGGAGCAGAGAGGACUCUUGUAUGGAUUAAUUCCAGUACAGAUCCAUCUCAGUGCUACAACAAACAAAACAAAACACCAGCAUUGAGUCUUAUGAACCUGCUACACCUGCCCCAAAUUACAGGCCUGUGUUGAGAAUCUCCAUCUGAGUAAAGAACUGGCAAUCAUUCACAGGAGAAUGAUGAUUUUGACUCCUGCCUCUGUCAUUUAUGCACCUGCACUGCCCUCUAGUGGUCAGACAGUAUGGUGGAUAUAAGAUUUUGAAUGGGCACAAUGGCGCAUUAAUAGACAGACAUUAAAGAAGCAUUUGGUCUAGCCAACUAGAGGCCUUGGUGGUUGCCCUGGAAACCAUCUGAACAAGGAGCUGUACAUGAGGAAUGGAACACGGGCAUGUGCAGAGGGGAGUUACAUGUAUAAGUUGUAUAGGUGAUAUAGGGGUCUGCAAAGCCAAAGACACAAGGGUGUAUAUUAUCUGUUUCCUUUGGCAGUUUAACCUUCGAGUAUUGUGACAUUUUCGCCUUUUCUGCUUUGGCUGUUUGUGUACCUGUUGGUAGCAGCUAGUGAAUAUGUGCUGUCUUUGUGUCGUGCUCAUUCCUUUGUCUUACUGGGUCAAAUGCGACGUGUUUAGCUGGAGUUUAAACCUCAGGUUUAAACCCCUAGACCUCAGUACUGCAUUACAACUGGAACGGCUAUCCGAAGCUGUGGAGUAAGGAUUAGCUGCUGCAGUUGAAAAGCAUUUCUGUGGCCUAGCGGAUUACUGCAUUACAGGACUGCAUUAGAGCUCCAGCUGCAUGUACCUCACUGCAGCUGACGCAUGCCGUUCCGUUGUAUUGUUUAAAGAAGUGAAGUGUGUAGACCCGUGCUUGUUGGGGGUGCUCAACACGCUAAGGUCACGCUCGUCACCGUCUUCCUGGCAGUUGCUCUGGUCUGCUUGCGUCUGCGUUCUACCCGCUCCAGCUGCGCAGGUAGUGUGCUCCCCCAGCAUGGUGACUGCGCAUCUCGGCUUGUGGACUGCAUAGAGCACCAGCUGAAAUGCCUGUUGGUGGCGCAAGCCUCAGGGAAGAUGCUGUCCAUCACUGACGCUGCAGCAAUGAGAUGAGCUUAGGGAAAAUCUGUGUUCAAAUGGAUUGAAAGGAAAACUGUGACUUGUAAAUAAAAUAAAUUGUUUUCUAUCA